AGGGUGGACAUAAAUGUUUAAUCAUAAAAAGUUAAUACUAAAGUACUAGAUUUGGUACUAGAGAUAAUGUCAUAAUAAAUUAACUCUGAUUGAAAAAUUGAGAUAACAAAUCUGCAUUUGAUGAUUGUGCGUUCUCGAGCUAUCUGUAAAUUUAUGGAGUGUUUGAUUAUUUUAUUUAGUACAAUUGAGUUGUAAAGCACAUUCAGACAUGAAGUUAAAUAAUCUAGUUAUACUUGUUUGUAUUACUUGUGUUAAGGGGUUCGUUUCACAAAAAAACACUGAUGCCCAGGAUGUUUUUGGUGAUUUUGGCAAGCCGGCAUUUCUUACAACAUACAUAGAGAAUCAUGAUAUCGAGGGUGCAAGGAGGGCCUCCGCCGUACCGCCAUUUUUGGAAGAUGUGGAAAGCUAUGCUGGUUUUUUCACGGUAAACAAGACAUAUAACUCGAAUAUUUAUUUUUGGUUUUUUCCUGCCAGAGAAGACAAGGAGAACGCCCCUGUAGUCGUCUGGCUCCAAGGGGGUCCUGGAGCUUCAUCUCUUUACGGUCUCUUCAUAGAGAAUGGAGUAUACUGUAUAAACCAAACUGGAUCCUUGGAAUUGCGCACUGUAUACUGGUCUAAAAUUGCAAAUGUGAUUUACAUCGAUAACCCAGUAGGAACGGGUUUUAGUUUUACAGACAGUGAGCAGGGAUAUGCCACAGAGCAAGCGGGAAUCGGCAAGGAUUUGUACAACAUGAUUGAUCAGUUUUUCCUUGUUUUCCCUGAAUAUAGGAAAAACAACUUUUACAUAUUUGGUGAAUCAUAUGGCGGAAAAUAUGCCCCAUCAAUGGCAUAUGCAAUCCAUACAAAUAACCUUAUCAGUGACAGAAAAAUAAAAUUAAAAGGAAUCGGCAUUGGCAAUGGCUUCACAGAUCCUCCUAAUAUGAUGUUAUAUGAUGAAUAUCUGUACAAUAUUGGUUUGAUCGAUGAGAAAGGAAAAAAUAUUUACAAACAGCAUCAAAAUUUGAUUCUAGAUGCAUAUAAAAACGGACUCUAUGAAAAAGCUGGUAUACAGUUCUGGAAUAUGACCAAAUGUGUUUUCUACAAUGAGACAGGUUUUACGUUUAGUUUUAAUUUUCUACACUAUAAAGAUGACUUGAUGAAUGGAGAUAUAGGAAAAUUUCUUUCACAAAAAUACGUGAGAAGGGGCUUGCACGUCGGGGAUAUACCUUUCUUAUUCAACAAUACAGUUGUUAUUCAGUAUCUGUUAGCAGACACUCUCCAAUCUGUUGUACCCUGGCUGGAGACACUCCUUGAAAACUACAGAGUUUUAGUUUAUAGUGGUCAGCUUGAUAUAAUCUGCGCUUACCCUCUUACAGUCAACUAUCUGAAAAAGCUGGAAUGGAGUGGAGCUCAAGAGUACAAGAAUGCCAAAAGGGAGAAAUGGUUUGUCGAUGGUGAACUGGCAGGCUACGUAAAACAGGCCAAAGGGCUUACUGAGGUCCUCGUGAGGAAUUCUGGACACAUGGUGCCACAAGAUCAACCAACACGGGCGCUUAUUCUUUUGAAAAAGUUCAUCUUUAACCAACCAUUCUGAAACUAUUCAUGAACUUUUAAAAUAGCUAAAAUAUUAAAACUUAUAUUACCAUAUGUAAUUAUAAAUUAUAAUUAUACAUUCUUUACAUAUUAAAAAUAUAUAUAUUUGGAAGAUUGGAAUUGGAAUGGUAAAAGGAAACAUAUUACAUACACUAGGAUACACAGUAGACUGAAAAGAAGACAAAGAAGCUGAUUUGUGUUCUGUAGUGUUUGUUUCAUUUCAGUAUCCCAUCUGAGACUGGGGAACUUCUUUUCAUUAAAGGUUUCUAAUGAAGGCAGUAUUUGGCUUUUCAUCUUUGAGAGACUCCAACUUUCUCAGCAACAAUGGAUCGCCUUUCUUAGUUUUUAGAUGAGAGCCUAAACUAUAAUAUGCCGCAGUUCUUGAUGAAUUGACUGUCACCAGAUGCAACUUCACCUUCUGCCCCAACCAAAAUUUUCAUGUUUUUAAAAUAAAAUAAAAAUAUUAUGAAUCAACAAGUAAUUAUAAAAUAAACUAGGAAAAGAUGCUAGCGUUUUAUAAAUGAAUAAAAUACCUCCUUUAUUCUAAAUUUUGCUAUCUAAUUUACAAACCAAAUAAAUAUUAUAUAUUAGUA
Molecule: messenger RNA, 2165 nt
Organism: Cimex lectularius (bed bug)
Lineage: Eukaryota; Metazoa; Arthropoda; Insecta; Hemiptera; Cimicidae
Product: venom serine carboxypeptidase-like
Exons: 1
Coding region: 209-1573 (454 amino acids)
Biological process (GO): proteolysis
Molecular function (GO): serine-type carboxypeptidase activity
Source: RefSeq, a predicted model, not a curated record